Messenger RNA from Schistosoma guineensis, 759 nucleotides. The record is from the annotation of a GenBank genome assembly. Lineage: Eukaryota; Metazoa; Platyhelminthes; Trematoda; Strigeidida; Schistosomatidae.
AUGACCUUGGGUAUUCUCAGAAUGACACAAACAGCUUCCAAACCUUUUCUGAUUGGUAUUAGUGGAGGAGCCGCUUCAGGAAAAGCAGAGGCAUGCAAGAAGAUAAAGGAUGUCUUAUACAGGAAGGCGAAAGGAAAGAAGGUUGAAGUUCUUUCCUUGUCAUCGUUUUAUCGUGAACUUUCCGAUGAGGAACUCAAAUUAGCCCUGAAUAGUGAGUUUGACUUCGACCACCCAAAUUCGUUCGACUUCAAAUAUUUGGCUGACGUUUUAAGGAAAAUAAAACAAGGAGAACAUGUGGUCCUUCACAAAUAUGACUGCUCUGCCUAUUCGAGUACCCCGGAUGUUCAGGAGGUCCCAGAUGAUGUAGAUGUUGUCAUCGUAGAAGGAAUAUUAACGUUUUAUCAAAAAGAAGUCAGAGACAUGUUUGACUUAAAAAUCUUCAUUGAAUCAGAUGCAGACACUAGACUUUGCAGAAAAGUCCUAAGAGAUGUUUCUAUGAAAGGUCGUUGCUUGGAUUCCGUACUCGAUAGUUAUUUUAAAUACGUUAAACCGGCGUUCGAGGAGUUUUGUCUUCCCACUAAAAAAUAUGCUGAUGUCAUCCUACCACGUGCACCAGACAAUCAUGUUGGUGUCGAUUUAAUCACCGAACACUUGUUACAACUUGUAAAUGAUUCACCUCUGAUUCAUAAUGUGCAACAUUAUAUACCACGUGCAAGAAACCAAUCAGAAUCUUGUGUAGGUUCUUUCAGACCUCAUUAA